CACCAAAAAACACAAUAAGAAAGAAAAAAACAUCGUGAACAACGGCAUAUGAGACGAACAUCAGAAUUGUGUGCAAAUUUUUGAAUGGUGUUUGUUUUUCCAACUUGAAUUUCUAAUUAAACAUAAAUCGUGCUCAUAUUACAUAUAAUCGAAUAAAUAAUGAUGUAAAGAUUGAAAGAAUUGUGUUAAAUUAAUCAUAGUAGGAAAUAUAAUUGCGCAAUAAGCGCAGAAAUUAUAAGGUUGUAUUAAAGAAAAAAACGGUAAAGAAUAGCAACAUUUACUUACACACAAGCUAAGAACCGUAAGGAAUCUCGCCAUCGUGGGGUGUGUACACUCCCUAAACGUGUUUAAUUUCAUACCAACUGUGUUUUCUGAGGAAAUUAUAACGUCCUUUAGUGUUAUACUAUAAAAAUUAGUUGAUUUUUAGCAGUAAUUUAGUUAGAACUUGGUGAAUAUUGCACAGGUGUGUUGUGUGGGCGGCUUAGCGGCAGCGGAUGAGGCCAGUGAAAUCACAGCUGCACACACAAAUACGCCACUUGAACAAAGCAUAUUGCUGAGCUAUGGAAGUCAAAGAGGUGUUAAAUCGUGAAGGGCGCGACGCCAAGAAUUUACUUGUCUACCAAUUUUGUGAGGAUCAAGUACCGGCGGAUGGCUCUCAAGGCUUUACUGGAAAAAUUUCGCCGUCCUUAAACGUGCGCAAGCCACCCGUCGCACCAUCAAAGUCACCAAAUUCACUAAAGAAUGCAUUGUCGCCAAUACGAACUGCAAAAAUGCAAAACACAGGACCACGUGUGCGUAGUGCUUCUACGGGUCGAGACAAAAAAUCGGAAUUACAAGCACGCUAUUGGGCGCUCCUAUUUGGCAAUUUACAGCGUGCUGUCAACGAAAUCUAUCAGACGGUAGAGUGCUGUGAGAAUAUAUCAUGGUGCCAGGAGGCGAUUUUAGUGCUUGAGAAUUAUGUACGCGACUUUAAAUCGCUUAGUGAGUGGUUCAAAGUUUCUUGGGAUUACGAAUCACGCCCUUUGCAGCAAAGACCACAAUCGCUGGCAUGGGAAGUGCGUAAGAGUAAUCCUGCACCACGUGUACGCGCUAAAAGUUUGACCAGUCCCACAAUGUCGGGUAAAUCAAGCCCAUCUGCCUGUGCAUGUGCGUCGGGAAAGUCAUCACCAUGUUGUGGCGACACUGCAUCACCACGAAAAAGCUUACGUGCCUGUGAUCCCUUACCAAAAGGUGCUAUGCGUGUGAAUGUGCGUGAGUUGUUUGCCACAAACAAAGGCAGAGCCAGCAAUGAGCGCCCAACAGAUGUUAUAGAACAAAAGAAAUGCAUAGACACGCAGCCAGAGCCACAUGUGGAGGCCGAGCCAAUGAAAUUGCUCAAUAGGUGCCAUCAAUAUGCGCAAACUGAUCUAGAAGAUGAUCAUUUGACUUUGGCAGAUAUACGAAUAAAACUACAAAGAGAAGCGGAAGAACGGCAAAUGGCUGAAGAGGCCGAGCAAGAGCGUUUGCGACAGCAGGAAGAGUUUGAAAGGCAGCGUCAACAAUGUGAAGAGCAGCGUGAACGUGAACAGCAAUUAGUGGAGCAAAACAUGCUGGAGCAACAACAAAAGCAGCAUGAGGAAGAUAAAGUAAAACAGGAAAAUGAAAAUCUGGCGCAAAGAGUUGAUUCAAACGUGGAAACGACUAUUGUUACCACCAGCAAGCGGGCUAAUGUUACUUUAAAUGGCAAUGAUUCCAGUGGCACAGAUGCAGAUGAUCCACAUUUCGCAAUGAAUCGCGAACCAACCGCUUUAGAGAUGACUGUACAAAGGCUAAAUCAAAUGGAAAACGAAAUUCUUGCAAAAGAUGCCAAUAAAAUGCCCACACCGCCAACGACUGAACUUCGAAAAGCAGAACCUAUAGUGGAUGUUAAACCGAGUCUCGCUCCCGCAGAUACUUCGAAGAAACCGGCCACAACUGCAACGACGCAAAAUGGUCCACUUAAAUAUUCCAGUGUUUUGAAUCGCCCAGCUACAACGCGUCCAACAAAUUCAAAUCUAACAAAGCCAUCGGGCAACGUACGUCCUUUAGCCAACGCAACGGCUGUGAAUAAAGCGGUGCCAACGCAGAAAACUCUAUCCAACACCAGCCUGCGCCGCUCCGCUACCACCGCUUCGGUGACAAAACCGGCGCCUCCACGUUUAUCUGCAGGCGGUGCCAGCGCACGUUAUAUAACACCACGUCCAUCCAGUAAAACCGAACAUUACGGACCACCGACACACGUCGCUUCUAGGCUGUCCGCGCGUUCACGAACCAUGAUUGAAAUGCAACCUAAAGAGCAAAAGCCACGCACCGGCCAUCCUACGCAACCACAACGGUAUUCACACACAACGGUCUCAUCACGCAAAUCCUCGCGUGAAGAUAUUGGCAGCUCGAGCUCCACGCUCAAAGCCAGCACUGAACUCAUAUCAUCCUCCAAAAGCAGCUUAUCACACGCACCGGGCGCAGUGGUACACAUCGACGAACGUCGUUCGGAGCCGAAGCAGCUGCCCUCAGACGCCAACGACGGCUGGCUGACGGUGAAGAAUCGUCGUCGCUCCAGCAUGCAUUGGGCCAAUCGGUUUAAUCAGCCCACAGGUUAUGCCAGUCUUCCAACACUAGCUUUAUUCAAUGAACAGUUGGCCGAGAGUGAAGAGCACCAAAGGAGCAAGAAAAUUGCCAUUAAGAAGGGCGCCAUGCAGGAAAACAAUAGCGCCACAAAUAAAACGCAACCAAGCGCCAAGCAAACCAAAGCGCUGAAGGCGCAAAAGAGUGUCGACAAGCCGGUAAAAUGCGCGACGCGUCCCGAAAUAAAGAAUGCCAAGGCCAAGGUGAAUUCCUUGCCAACGCAACGCAAGAAUGCUGCCACGCAAGCGCCCACUGCCGUUGCUACCAAUGGCGCAAGCUCCGCACGCGCGCCGAAUGUGCCAACACGCGAGGCGAUCAUCAAGCGACAAAAGUCUGAUUUGACAGGCUUGAAGAUGACCUCGCUGCACAAGGAAUACAUGCGCAGCGAGAAGUAUGCGCAACGCAAGCAAAAUGGUAGAGCGGGCUCGUUGGAGAGUUCCGCGGCCAACUCGACAGAGACCGUUGUGGAUGCAAAUGACGAGGCCGACAACAAGGAAGCCACUGCCGACAACGCAGAGUUCGCCGAACAGAAUAAAAUUGACAUAAAAAUACAAACGAAUCGUGAUUUCUCCAAAACCAUUGGCGAUCUCUACGAGAGUAUUGCGCAAACCGCCAAAGCGGCCAACUUUGGUGGCAGCAAUCUUGACAACACAUGCAGCGCCGGCAAACUUUCCAGUUGUGAUGAGAGCGAGGAGACAUUCGCCAGCGAAACGGAUUGUGAUGAGGAUCAGCGCAUGCUGGUCGAGGAGCAAGAGUCGCUGGAGCGCCAAAUACGCGAGUUGGAGAACACCGAAAUCGAUGUGGACACCGAAACCGAUGAGACGGACGGUGAAGUGGCACUCGAUCAUGAGCAUGACUGCAACGAAACGGUAGAUCGCUUGCUCGAUGAUGCCUCCUCGAUACCCUUUUUACCAGCGGGUGAGGACGGCAUGGAUCCGAAUCUCAGUUUGGAAAUGCGCUAUCACGCGCUACUCUCGGAAAUGUCGCGCGUUGAGCGUGAGGAAGCGCUGGCCACGCUACAAGCGUAUGUGGCACGUCAUCCGGGGCGCGCGCAGGAGUUGCAUCAAAAACUCUCCUCACCGUCGCGCCGCCGCUCACUGCAGGAGACACUGAAGAAAUACCAAGCGAAGCAUACGCGCGCGCAACAAAAACGCGAGCAAGUGCAGAAGGAGAAAACCAUUAAAAUACAACAACUAUUGGCGCGCGUCGAAGAUGUGAAGGCGGCCAAGCGUCAGCUAAUCGAGGAUAAGCGCCUGAAGAUGGAGGAUAAAAUGCAGCGCGCCGCCGAGAAUCGCGAGCAAUACCUGCGUCAAAUAGUAGAGAAGGCGCACGAUGAGGAAAAGAAGUUGAAAGAGAUCAAUUUCAUCAAAAAUAUCGAAGCGCAAAACAAGCGCUUGGAUCUGCUCGAAUCCUCCAAGGAUGCCGAGGGGCGCCUGCAAGACUUGGAGCAAGAGCGCCAAAAGCGUUUGGAAGAAAAGGCGGCGCGCGAAGCUGCCGUCGAGCGGCGACGCCAAGAGCUGGAAAAGGAGCGCCAACGCAAGCUAGAGAAAAUGAACGAGACGCGUUUGGAAAAAGAGCAGCGCAUUGGCAAAAUGCAAGAGCAAAAAGAGCGUCAACGCCAGGCGCUGGCGCGCGAGAAGGCGCGCGAUCGUGAAGAGCGUUUGCUGGCGCGUCAAACGCAACAACAGCAGACCACUGAAGAGUUGCAGCGUAAGAUACUUCAAAAGCAGCAGGACUCGGCGCGGCGCCACGAAGAGAAUAUCGAGCACAUACGGCAACGCGCGCUUGAGUUGACUUUGCCGACGCGCAACGUCGAUGAGAAUGGCGUGCAGCGCAACGAAAACGGUGAGGUGAUCGAGGAUGGCGAUCUGUCCUCAACGGUGUCGGAUGUGGGCAGUCGUGAGCACACGCGCGGCUACAAGAAGAAAAUCAAAAAGCUGAAGCAACGCAUGGCGCAGAGUGCCGAGGAGUAUAUGAAGGAGCAACAACCGGUGCCGCUGCAUAUGAAGCGCGAGAGUCAAGUGCCGAAAUAUUUGAAUCUCGUGAGCAAAGGCGGCGGCUCGCAAGGUUUGGAGCGCGCCGUCAGCCAGCUGCUGCGUCUCAUGAGCAAGGCGCAAGUAUUCGAUUUUCAGUGCUUCCUGCUUAUGGAUGGCCUUGGUGUCAUCACCACAAAUGUGAUUAGCAAAAGCAUGCAAGAGAACAAUGACAUUCCAAAGCGCGCUGUUGUGCUCGCUGUGCAAUUAUAUCGUAACGCCUGUACGCUUUGUCCGCAAAUUGCGCGUCACGCCAUACUCGGAAAUACGCUGAGCGCGUUAUUCGAUGUGCUAUUCCAGAGUUUGCAGCUUCCCGAAGAAAAAUCACCGCAACAUCCUGUAGAGUUGUCCACUGAGCUAAUGCUCGCCUGCACAGUGGCCAUGUCGCCGUCCUACACGAAGAAGCACACCCACCCCAAAGUGCUGGAACGCCUACCGGAUCUGAUAAGCUAUGCCGUUAUCAUCGGGCUCAUCGAAAUCCUUUCGCGGCGUUGCAUGAAGAUACGCGAGUGCAUCGAAAGUCAUCAGAGUGUGGUGCUCUCGUUGCUGGCUACCCUCGGCUUCCUCACACGCUUCAUUGACGUUUGUCCAGCAGGACCCACAGAUGCGACGCGUUUCCUGAGCGCAGCCAAAUCCACGGAACUUUUCGGUUCGGUAUCGAUGCUCUACGCGUGCGUGGUGCCAAUCGGUGAAUGCAUUCCGCCGCGUACGGUUUCAUUGGCGGCAGCCACCUUCAAUCUGCUGGUCUCCAUGGCAGUGCUGGACUUGCCCACAUUCCAGGAUGUCAUGUCCGGUGAAACGCUGUCACUGAAAUUUCUCGAUGUGGUCACCAUUCUGCUCAAAUACUGUGGCAGCAUCUGUUCAGCGGCCAAAAAUAGUGAAACUCAAGCUGUGAUCAUCGAUCUCAUCGCCACAAUUGGUUUCCUCUGUGCCAACAACAAGAAGAAUCAGGAUCUACUCACCUCUGAGCAAUGUUCCAUUAUAAUUAAGAGCUUAACCAAACUACCUGAACAUUUGAAUGUGGUCGUUUAUCCCUGCUUAGUCACAAUAACGUUCCAAAAUGAGAAUGCUCGCAAUGUGAUAGCACGUGAUUUUAAUUUAGACUUCCUGGAUGAAUAUAGCAAAUCAGAGAAGGCCAAAAAGAACCAUCUAAUCGCUUUGCUCAAAGAGAAGACCUAAAUGAAUUUACGAAAAUAUUUCGAAAAUAAGCUUACCGCUUAUGACUGGCUGAAAAUAUUUCAAAUAAAACACGAAAGUGUCAUUUGUGGCAUAUGAAACGAGCAAUUACUGCCUUUGCAACUAAAAGAAUCAUUGCACACAUUUGCAUAUUUGUAACAGUAAAUAACUAAAAUUAUCGACACUUACAAGU
Messenger RNA from Bactrocera dorsalis (oriental fruit fly), 6045 nucleotides. It is a transcript of the gene ssp3, whose product is annotated as S phase cyclin A-associated protein in the endoplasmic reticulum. The coding region runs from base 561 to 5855 and encodes 1764 amino acids. Lineage: Eukaryota; Metazoa; Arthropoda; Insecta; Diptera; Tephritidae. The record is from RefSeq and is a predicted model, not a curated record. The transcript is spliced from 12 exons.